CAAAAUGGCUCCCACAACUUUAACGCUGAUUCUUUUCAUGCUAGCAGCUGUAGCAGCAAAAGAUACAUACACAGAAACAUGCUACACUGGAGAUUUCCUGUUGGUGAGGAAAUCAAAUGAUCCAUCAUUUGAAAGUGAAAAAAAGGCACCAAACUGUGACCUUCUACUAGGAUACUACUCUCAAGCUGCAUCUGUAUCUAUAAACCAGUGCUUCAAACGCUCAUGUAUGGUGAUGGAUGCCAAUGUUAUUUACUUUGAUGAACUGCACAAGAGAUGUGACAUUUAUAGAUGUGAAUCAAAAGUGGAUGGGUCAGAUUGGGACUACAACUGGGGAAGAAAUCCAAUGCUUUAUGAUGUAGGGAAAACCUUUGCUCGACCACAUCCAUCUACUCCUAAGUGCCACAAUUCAUUUUUUGUUCGAAGAACAUGGCAUGAAAGUAACAAUUUCAAAUCUAAUUGUGCCUCUAUGAUGAUAGAACAACAAACUGUCAACAAUGUUCAAAGUCUCCGAGAAUGCAUGGACAAGGCAUGUAAAGACAAUGCAAAUGUUUUUAACUUUUAUUUAAGUGACAAUAAUGAAUACAUUUGUGAAACAAAGCACUGCAAAUGGAUCACUGCAUCUAAUGAUUACAAUUUCAAUAUGAUAACUGAUGAUAACAACAAAGGUGGACCUAAAUAUGUUUACAGUCUUUCUCAUACUGCUAAACCAUUUCACACAUUUAAACAAUCAGUUCAAAUUUCCAUUUAUGGAGAACCACAACCAACAGCAUGUGUUGAAGAAGGUCACAUGUAUUUCAAAGACAAAAACGAGCAUGUUUUGAACUCAUUGUAUGACAAUGGAUACAACUCUUUUCAACAAAUAGAAACGGGUUAUCUUGCAUUUAAGUGCAGCAGCAAUGAAGAGGGAACAGGUUUUAAAUACUAUUACACUACCAAAUGCCACUAUAAGGAUGAAGAUCAAACAGAGUGGUGGAAUGCAAUUUACCCUGGUACACCAAACUGUGGUUCAGAUAUAUUCACACUCAGAAGUAUUGGGGCACUUUGUCAGAAAGCUGAAUGUGGACAAAGUUUGACCUUUAAUGCUGUGGAUUUGCGACAAUGCAUGUUAUAUGCAUGUAAUGAGAAAUUCAAUGUCAUAAACUAUUUUAGCAAUACAACAACUGUUGUAUGUGAUAUCAGAAAUUGCGAUGAGUCUGAAAAUGGCAAUUAUGAGCUCAAUUUAAAAAAAGACGCAGAGCAUGCUUAUGACAUUUAUGUACUAGCUCCUGAUCCCACUAAACUUAUGGUUACCCAACCCAAAUAUGAUCAAACAUCCUUUAGUACCAUAGCAAGCCCAACGUCUACAAAAUUAGAUAUAACUAUGGAAAGUGAGACCCCUGCCACGACAAAAAGUGAAACAAUAAUCAAGGACUGUAUAGUUCAAAAUGUAAUUGUAUUUGUACUUGUAAUUUUUAAUAUUGCUUCUAUCUCAUUUUUAAUAUAUUGCCUCACAAAAGUUGAUUCCAAAAAACAGAACUAG
Owenia fusiformis is the source of this 1519-nucleotide messenger RNA. NCBI's taxonomy places the organism in Eukaryota, Metazoa, Annelida, Polychaeta, Sabellida, Oweniidae. The record is from the annotation of a GenBank genome assembly.